UCGCAUAGUUUUCAAUGAAAGAUGAGAUGCAGUUAAUUGAUUUAUGAGCUCAAAUAUACUUCCAUACCACUAAAGCUACAAUCGUUAUGGUCUUUAGUUGUUCACUCACGUCUGUCAAUGUUUACAGGUGCAUAUUUUGCUAUGAAUUUUUUUUAUAAAGGUGAAGAUUAAUUAAAAAAGUUGAGAUACAACUAGUUCACGGUUCAGCAGGACUGAACCUGGGAAGAGACAAGCAACGCUUAAAAAACAAGGCAGGAGAAGCGGAAAAAAAAACCAGGAACAACAAUUGAGUAGAACAAAAAAAUGUUCCCAUGAAACGAGGAGGCUACUGUGACAUAUUCCCUUCGAGCCACUGAACACAUGUGUUCCUAUCAAUAUUUCCAUGAACCACAAUCCACUCAAUUAUAGCCUGAGUGAUGCAACGAGCGAUGAUGUUGCCAGGAGUGGAGGCUUCAUGAAAUAUGCAACGAUUGCGCUCAAGCCAAAUGUACUAGCACACAGCGUGAAGGCAGCAGAAGCGAAAUCAGCCUUCGAGGUCGUCAGGAAUAGUAGAAGGCCAUCUUCGAAUUGUCUCGAUAAUGCUUUGAGGAGCAUCAUGCAGCCUCUUGCAUCUUCGGCGGAUGAAGUUCCAAACAAGCUUCGCAUAAUGACAUCCGAGGAACAGAUUGUCAGCAGUCUCUUCAUUUUGAUAGCAGAGCUCACAACGACUUGCAAGUUCCCAUCCCUUUCUUUUUAAAUUAUCGACGGUUGGAACUUGGAACCCUGUUGUGAAAGAGGGUCCAGAUGAAGAAGCAAAUUUUUGGAGGGAUGAUGCUCUUCCAGAUAGCGCCACAGGGGAAUGCAGGAUCACCCGGAUGUGAUUCAUCAUUUAUACACCUAUAUAUAGUAGAGACAGAGAAAUGCGAAUUCGGUUUUAGAGUUCAAACGGGUCUGCAGGGACUACAUAAAUUAUUAGACACACUCAAAGAAUUAAGAUGGAGAAGCAAGUUUUCUUUUUCUCUCAAUGCACCAACUCUCAAUGAAAUGUUGAGUUUUAA
Messenger RNA from Linum trigynum, 1037 nucleotides. The record is from the annotation of a GenBank genome assembly. Lineage: Eukaryota; Viridiplantae; Streptophyta; Magnoliopsida; Malpighiales; Linaceae.